Messenger RNA from Sphaeramia orbicularis (orbiculate cardinalfish), 2042 nucleotides. RefSeq names its product sarcoglycan, beta (dystrophin-associated glycoprotein) (gene sgcb). Lineage: Eukaryota; Metazoa; Chordata; Actinopteri; Kurtiformes; Apogonidae. Gene Ontology annotation, biological process: muscle organ development. The record is from RefSeq and is a predicted model, not a curated record. Gene Ontology annotation, cellular component: sarcolemma; sarcoglycan complex. The transcript is spliced from 6 exons. The coding region runs from base 33 to 971 and encodes 312 amino acids.
UCACUCUGCGAGCAGAAAGAGGGAGGGUCAACAUGGCGUCGGAGCAGGAGAGUUCAAAUGGGCCGGUAAAGAAGUCCAUGAGAGAGAAGGCUAUAGAAAGACGCACCAUCAACAAGGAACACAACAGUAACUUCAAAGCAGGAUAUAUACCUAUAGAAGAGGAGCGUCUCCAUAAAACAGGACUGAGAGGACGGAAGGGAAACAUGGCAGUCUGCAUCAUUGUCCUCCUCUUCCUCCUCGCCUUAAUUAAUCUUAUUAUCACACUUGUCAUAUGGACUGUGAUCCGUAUUGGUCCGAAUGGUUGUGAUAGUAUGGAGUUCCACGAGUCUGGUCUCCUGCGCUUCAAGCAGAAAGCAGACAUGGGCAUCGUUCAUCCGCUACACAAGAGCACAGUGGGAGGGCGUAAGGAUCAGGACCUGGUUAUUGUCGGCAACAACAACCCAGUUGUGUUCCAGCAAGGUACUACUAAGCUGAGUGUAGAAAAGGACAAGACCUCGGUUGUCAGCGACAUUGGCAUAUCUUUCACUGAUCCUCGCACACAGAACACUUUCUUCAGUACAGACUUUGAGAAUCAUGAGUUCCAUUUGCCCAAAGGAGUCAAAGUCCUCAGCGUUAAAAAGGCUUCAACAGAAAGGAUCACCAGUAGUGCAGCCUCUGACCUGAACAUUAAAGGAGACGGCAAGGCCAUAAUCCGUGGAAAUGAAGGAGUCAACAUCAUGGGCCGAACUGUAGAGUUCAAAAUGGGAGGAGGCAUCGAGCUCAGGGCUGAGAACAGCAUCGUCCUCAAUGGAUCAGUCAUGUUCAAUGCCACGCGGAUCCCAAACUCUGCAGGAGACGUCUACUUCGAUGAAGGUCUGGAAAGGUACAAACUCUGCAUGUGUGCAGAUGGAACUUUGUUCCGUGUUCAGGUAAAGUUUCCCAACAUGGGCUGCCAGACAUCAGACAACCCGUGUAAAAAAGCUCACUUUUAAACUGGACUGGAAUCUGCUGUUGAGUUGUGCCAUAAUCUGUCAUCACUGAAGUCAGACAAACCACUAACUGAUGUGCGUUUUUUAAUAUUGUAUAGUUGCCAACAAUAGGACAUUCUCUGCAACUCCCACACAAUAUUACCUCUGCAGUUCAACUCACAAAUCUUUUCUUAUUUUCACACUGAACAUAAAUUAUGUUACAGAACUUUGCCUCUUGGCCAAAGAUAUUCUCAUACUGUACCUGUAAGUGCUGAAGUAUUGCUGUUCUCCUGCACAUUUGACAAAUUAUCUUAAAUACAUACCAGCACUUAACACUCCUACAUUUAAUCUAAUACUAGUAAUGGUGUUUUACAUUGCAUUUAGUCUCCAGGUUUUGAAGCUACAGAAUUUAUGCAUCCUCUUACCGUCCAGUAUUAACAAGCUUUGUUUAGGGGAUUUGUGAGAUUUAACUUGCUGUUUAUUGUUUCAGGCAGCUCUUUUCCUCUCUAUUAUUUACUGACAAGUGUGGAACACUAAAUUGGUUGAUUUGUGUAAUACCUUCUGGUGAAGUGUCCACAAUCUGGAAUAAACUUUAAAAGACAAGACACAGUUUAAGCCAUCCAGUAAUGCUAAAUCAGAGUAGGUCUCUUUUUGCACAUCUUUGACUCUCUAUCAUGCACGUGCCAAUGGAUUUACAAGGGAUGAUAUAUGAUAAUAUAUAUGUAAUAUCCUAACUUUGUUGCAAAUACUUUUUUACAGGAAAUACAUGUUUAAAAAAAUAAAACAAGUGUGUUUGCACUACAUAGGACUACAGAUUAAUGGAAUUAUCUAAGAUGUUCAUGAUUGUCAUAAAGUUUAAAUCAUCAGUUAAAGCCUAUAUGGAGUGGUUUGACUUUUGUGCAAUAUAAGUUUUGAGUUUUAUUUUGCUUUUGAUUGUUUUAUUACAGAAAGUUUGUUACCAAUGUCAUGAAGUAGUUGUAUCACAGACUUGAUACCUGGAGUGAAAAACUGAAAAAAUAUCAACCGGCCUUUUGUGGAAAUUUGUCCAUGAUAUAAUUGCUAUGUUUGUUUCAAUAAAGAAACAUGAACAAGAAA